AUGGCGAGUCAGGCAUUCAUUGUAGCGGCCAAGCGAACUCCGUUUGGAGCGUUCGGUGGCAAGCUCGCUGGCUUCAGCGCUUCGCAGCUGGGUGGUCUUGCGUCCAAGGCGGCACUCUCUGAGCUGCCCUCCUCGACCAAGGUCGACGCUACGAUUUUCGGUAAUGUUCACGCGAGCGACAGUACAGCUGCAUACCUGGCGCGUCACGUUGGACACCAUGCGGGACUGCCCGUGACAGUGCCUGCUUUGACGGUGAACCGACUGUGCGGAUCGGGUUUUCAGAGCAUCAUCAAUGCUGUCCACGAGAUCCGCGUGGGCGACUCGGCCGUCGUGCUGACCGGCGGUACCGAGUCCAUGUCUCAGGCGCCGUACACUCUGUCCGGCGUGAGGUUUGGCAACACGAGGUACGGCCAGGAUCUCAAGUUGGUCGACUCGCUCGCCGCGGCAUUGACGGAUCAGGUUCCUACGCCGACACCGAUGGGUAUCACGGCUGAAAACUUGGCGGCCAAGUAUGGCAUCACGAGACAGCAGUGUGACGAGUACGCGUUGCAGUCGCAACAGCGCUACCAGAAGGCGUUGGCAGACGGAGCGUUCAAGGACGAAAUUGUGCCUGUCGAGAUCAAGUCAAAGAAAGCUACCGAGAGCUUCCAAGUGGACGAACACCCGCGUGCCAAGACCACUGUGGAAAGUCUCGGAAAGCUCCCCAGCGUUUUCAAGAAGGAAGGCACCGUUUCUGCCGGUAAUGCCAGUGGUAUCUGCGACGGUGCAGCCGCCAACGUUAUCGCUUCGGAGGAAGCGCUGAACAAGUUCGGCCUGAAGCCUUUGGCACGUAUUGUUUCGUACGGUGUCACUGCCUGCGAACCCAGCAUCAUGGGAAUCGGGCCCGUCGAAGCGUCCAAGCUGGCGCUUAGCCGCGCCGGACUCAAGGUGUCGGACAUGGAUCUCAUCGAGGUCAACGAGGCCUUCGCAGCGCAGUUCCUGUCCGUCCAGAAGGAGCUCGAGCUGCCCAACGACAAGACUAACGUCUUCGGUGGCGCGAUCGCCCUCGGUCACCCUCUUGGCGCUAGUGGCGCUAGGAUCAUGGCUAACCUCACGCACAAUUUGAUCAGGCUCGACAAGAAGUAUGCGCUCGGCGCCGCGUGCAUCGGCGGAGGCCAGGGUAUCGCCAUCAUCAUCGAGCGCGUCUAA
This is a messenger RNA of Mycosarcoma maydis (corn smut), 1188 nucleotides long. Its product is annotated as putative acetyl-CoA C-acetyltransferase. Gene Ontology annotation, molecular function: acetyl-CoA C-acetyltransferase activity. The transcript has a single exon. Bases 1 to 1188 code for a protein of 395 amino acids. NCBI's taxonomy places the organism in Eukaryota, Fungi, Basidiomycota, Ustilaginomycetes, Ustilaginales. Gene Ontology annotation, biological process: fatty acid beta-oxidation. The record is from RefSeq and is a predicted model, not a curated record.